GAGAAGACAUUGCUGGAAGUGCAGCAGAGGAGCGAAACCUGCAUAGAUCACAUGACCCCACCAAUGAAGAUGGAGGCGGACCGGAGUCACAUGACUGAGAGGAUACUAAACCUCACCCUGGAGAUCAUCUACCUGCUGACCGGAGAGAGAUUUCCUCUUGUGAAGUCAGGUGAUCAUAUGACCAUCACAGUGCCUCCAUGUGACUCCCUAAAACCCGAGAGACACAACAUGAAGAAGAUUCUAGAAGUCACCAAGAAGAUGAUGGAGCUGCUGACAGGAGAGGAGUAUUUAGAAGAACACAAUAAUCUCUACAAGGAUGUCAUGGAUGGAUCCAGUAAUGGGAACCCACCAGAGAGAUGUCCCCGUCCUCUGUAUUCCCGGGAUUCCACACAGGAAGAGCACACCAUCCCCCACCAUCAUCAGAGUGGAAACCUCUGGGAUUAUAAUAAGGUUUUUGUUAAAGAAGAGUAUAAAGAGGAGGAUGAGGAGUAUGGAGUGAUGAAGGAGUUUUCUGAAGGACAUGAGGAUCUCAAUGAGGAUGUUAUGAUGGAGCCAUCUAAAAAGAGAAACCCACCAGAGAGAUCUCCCCCUCCUCUGUAUUCUCGGGAUUCCACACAGGAAGGUCACACCAUCCCCCACCAUCAUCAGGGUGAAGAUCUGAUUAUCAUAAAAACUGAGUGUGACGUAGAAGAGACGUAUGUGAGGGAUGAUCAGCAAUAUACGGAGGAGGCUGGAAUGACGAGGACAUUCAUAGAGGAGGACACUCCUACAGAGAUCAGCACAGGACACGCCAUGGAGAAACCCUCAAAGGAACGUCUCACUUUAUCUCCAGCUUGUAGAAUGGAAGAUGAGGACAUCACAGGAGAUUGUGGAGGAGAAAAGACAAUGAGCUCCACUAUGGAUGGAGGAUUUCACAGUGUGGAUAGACCAUGCAAUCCCUCUGACUCUGAGCAAUCUUGUACUGUGGGGGAUGGGGCCGGAAUUCACGGGAAGAAGAAAUGUUCCUGUCCUGGAUGUGGGAUAAGCUUUAGCUCUGAUCAAUUUUUCUCUGUUCAUGGGAGAUCUCACACGGGUGAGGAAGUUUAUUCCUGUUCUAAGUGCGGAAAAUGUUUUCCUCACAAAUCAAAACUUCUCACACAUUACAGAUCUCACACAGGGGAGAAGCCGUAUUCUUGUUCCGAGUGCGGUAAAUGUUUUUCUCGGAAGUCCUGUCUUUCUAGACAUAAGACAUUGCAUACAGGUGAGAAUGUGUAUCCCUGCACUGAGUGCGGAAAAUGUUUUACACAGAGCACCAAUCUCUCAAGACACCAGAGACUGCACAUGGGCGAGAAGUCUUUUGCCUGCCUCGAGUGCGGGAAAUGUUUUUCACGGAAAUUAGAUCUUGUCGUACAUUACAGAUCUCACACAGGAGAGAGGCCGUAUUCCUGCCCCGAGUGCGAGAAAUGUUUUUCAGAUAAGGGCCGUCUUACCAAACAUAAGAGAUGUCACACGGGCGAGAAGCCGUAUUCCUGUUCCGAGUGCAGGAAAUGUUUUUCAGAUAAGGCCGGUCUUACCAAACAUAAGAGAUGUCACACGGGCGAGAAGCCGUAUUUCUGUUCCGAGUGCGGGAAAUGCUUUUCACGGAAAUCAGAACUUGUCAAGCAUCAGAGAUCUCACACGGGGGAGAAGCCGUAUUCCUGCCCUGAGUGUGGAAAAUGUUUUUCACAGAAGUCUUAUUUUACCCAACAUCAGAGAACCCACACAGCCCUCGAAGGUGUAUUAGUGUCCUGAGUGUGGGAAAUGUCUUCUAUAUGGGUCAUAUUUAUUUUUAUUUUUUGAAAAGCCUAUGGCGUGUGAACACACCCAAAAAACUCCACCCGGUGCAGAAAAAUGUGCACACACAUAAAGAGUAUUCACUUAAACGUGCAGACGGAUGCAACGUCAAGUGAUCCUCCUGUGAAGAGGGACCCAAACCCUGAUCCCCCGGGGCGUUAGGCUCCAGAUGGGGAU
Messenger RNA from Rana temporaria (common frog), 1989 nucleotides. RefSeq names its product zinc finger protein 2-like. The transcript has 7 exons. Gene Ontology annotation, biological process: negative regulation of transcription by RNA polymerase II; regulation of cytokine production; regulation of immune system process. Lineage: Eukaryota; Metazoa; Chordata; Amphibia; Anura; Ranidae. The record is from RefSeq and is a predicted model, not a curated record. The coding region runs from base 52 to 1770 and encodes 572 amino acids.